ACUCUCGGGGCUGCAAUUGACGCAGCGGCCGUACGUCGAGUAUUAUGCUUUGAGCAGACGGUGAGUACUGCACUGAUCGGGUGCAAGUCACCGAACGUUCUCCGUCGACCGUCUGCCAGCACUCACAGUAUUGCAAAUGAGGCGACGGCAGAGUUUGGAGUAGCAUUACUUCGGCAGACAUUGUGUACUGCAGUAAUGCAGUGCCAGUACUCCGAUAGUAUCGGUCGACCGCUUGUCAGCAGUCUCGGGGCUGUAAUUGACGCGGCGGUCGUACGUUCACUAUUAUGCUUUGAGCAGACGGUGAGUACUGCACAGAUGGACUGCGCACGACUAUGA
Dibothriocephalus latus is the source of this 336-nucleotide messenger RNA. Lineage: Eukaryota; Metazoa; Platyhelminthes; Cestoda; Diphyllobothriidea; Diphyllobothriidae. The record is from the annotation of a GenBank genome assembly.